This is a messenger RNA of Spirodela intermedia, 1950 nucleotides long. The record is from the annotation of a GenBank genome assembly. Lineage: Eukaryota; Viridiplantae; Streptophyta; Magnoliopsida; Alismatales; Araceae.
AUGGCGCCCACCACAAUCAGGAAGGUGAUAGGGGCGGUGAAGGACCAGACGAGCAUCGGCAUAGCCAAGGUCUCCAGCGCCGUGGCCCCGGAGCUGGACGUCGCCAUUGUGAAGGCCACCGGCCACGACGACGAGCCGGCCGACGAGAAGUACCUCAGAGAGAUUCUGAACAUGACAUCCUACUCCGGCGGCUACAUCGACGCCUGCAUCACCACUAUCUCCCGGCGCCUCGGCAAGACCAGGGACUGGAUCGUCGCCCUCAAGUGCCUCAUUCUGAUCCAUCGUCUCAUGGAGGAUGGCCAUCCCGCCUUCCAGCAGGAGAUUCUAUACGCCACCAGGAAGGGGACGCGCCUCCUCAACCUCUCCGACUUCCGCGAUGAAGCUCACUCCCACUCCUGGGACCACUCCGCCUUCGUCCGCACCUACGCCCUCUACCUCGACCAGCGGCUGGAAUGCACCCUGUACGAGAGGAAGCAGGGCGGCGCCGCCGAUAGCGGCAGGGGAGCUCGCGGCGAUCGUCCCCACUACGACGAUCAGCAGCGGUGGGGGACAACUCCUCGCCGCCAUGAAGAUUACAGAGAUUACAGAGACGACCCUUACGGAGGAAGACGAUCCAACUCCUCACCGGCGGGCUACGUCGACGGCGAGAGACACCAGAGCAAUGGCGGAGGGGAGAAGAAGGCGCCGACGCCGGUCAGGGACAUGAAGCCGGAGAGAGCCCUGGGGAGGAUGCAUCAUCUGCAGCUUCUGCUCGACCGAUUCCUCGCCUGCCGGCCGACGGGCAUGGCGAAGAACAGUAGGAUGAUCCUUAUCGGCCUCUACCCAGUCGUCAGGGAGAGCUUUCAGCUCUACGCCGACAUCUGCGAGGUGCUGGCCGUGCUGCUGGACCGCUUUUUCGACAUGGACUAUCCGGACUGCAGCAAGGCCUUCGAGGCUUAUGCCCGUGCCGCCAAGCAGAUCGACGAGCUGGCCUCAUUCUACGCCUGGUGCAAGGACACGGGAGUGGCGAGGUCGUCGGAGUACCCCGAGGUGCAGCUAAUAACCAACAAGCUCUUGGAGACCUUGGAGGAGUUCAUGGUGGACAGGGCGAGGGGGCCUAAGAGCCCCGAACCAGUCCGUGCCGAGGCGCCGCCGCCUGCCGCCCCGCCGGAGGAGGAACCCGUGCAGGAUAUGGGCAGCAUCAAGGCCCUCCCAGCUCCGGAGGGCUUCGAGGAGCAACAGGCGGCGCCACCGCCGGAAAGCAAGCAGCAGGACGGUGGUGGAAACCUGGUGGAUCUCAGGGAGGAGGUUCUUUCCGCCGACGACCAGGGGAACAGACUGGCUCUCGCCCUCUUCUCCGGCCCUCCCGCCACCGGCGGCGGGGGCGGCGGCUCGUGGGAACCCUUCCCGUCGGGCGGCGCCGCCGCCGGAGAGCAGGUGACCUCAGCAUGGCAGAACCCGGCGGUGGAUGCCGGCAACGCCAACUGGGAGCUCGCCCUGGUGGAGUCCGCAAGUAACCUCUCCAAGCAGAAGCUGGCCAUGCCCGGCGGCAUGGACCCACUGCUGCUCAACGGGAUGUACGACGCCGGCGUAGUCCGGCAGCACGUGAACGCGCAGAUGAGCAGCGGCGGCAGCGCCAGCAGCGUCGCCCUGCCGGGGAUGGGGAAGACGACCCCCGUGCUAGCGCUGCCGGCGCCGGACGGCUCCGUGCAGGCGGUGAACCAGGACCCCUUCGCCGCCUCCCUGGUCGUCCCUCCGCCGCCCUACGUGCAGAUGGCGGACAUGGAGAAGAAGCAGCAGCUCCUCGUGCAGGAGAACCAGGUCUGGGAGCAGUACGCCCGCGACGGCAUGCAGGGCCAGGCGAGCCUCGCCAAGCUCAGCUUCCACGCCGCCGCCGCCGCACCUCCUAUGCCCUACUACGGCAUGCCGCCCGCCGCCUACGGAGCUGCUGCCUACUACACCCCUUACUGA